CAGCGGCGCCCGGGGCCGGCGGCGGCGAGGGGGGUGAAGAUGGCGGACGUGCUCAGUGUCCUGCGACAGUACAACAUCCAGAAGAAGGAGAUUGUGGUGAAGGGAGACGAAGUGAUCUUCGGCGAGUUCUCCUGGCCCAAGAAUGUGAAGACCAACUAUGUGGUUUGGGGCACUGGAAAGGAAGGCCAACCCAGAGAGUACUACACAUUGGAUUCUAUCUUAUUUCUUCUCAAUAAUGUGCACCUUUCUCAUCCUGUUUAUGUCCGACGUGCUGCCACUGAAAAUAUUCCUGUGGUUAGAAGACCUGACCGAAAAGACCUACUUGGCUAUCUCAAUGGUGAAGCAUCAACGUCAGCAAGUAUAGACAGAAGUGCCCCUCUAGAAAUAGGUCUUCAGCGGUCUACUCAAGUCAAACGGGCUGCAGAUGAAGUUUUAGCAGAAGCAAAGAAACCACGAAUUGAGGAUGAAGAGUGUGUGCGCCUUGAUAAAGAGAGAUUGGCUGCUCGCUUGGAGGGUCACAAAGAAGGAAUUGUACAGACUGAACAGAUUAGGUCUUUGUCUGAAGCUAUGUCAGUGGAAAAAAUUGCUGCAAUCAAAGCCAAAAUUAUGGCUAAGAAAAGAUCUACUAUCAAGACUGACUUAGAUGAUGAUAUCACUGCUCUUAAACAGAGGAGUUUUGUGGACGCUGAGGUAGAUGUGACCCGAGAUAUCGUCAGCAGAGAGAGAGUGUGGAGGACACGGACGACCAUCUUACAGAGCACAGGAAAGAAUUUUUCUAAGAAUAUAUUCGCAAUUCUUCAGUCUGUCAAAGCCAGGGAAGAAGGGCGUGCGCCUGAACAGCGACCAGCUCCAAAUGCAGCACCUGCGGAUCCCACAUUGCGAACAAAACAGCCUAUCCCAGCUGCCUACAACAGAUAUGACCAGGAAAGAUUCAAAGGAAAAGAAGAAACGGAAGGCUUCAAAAUCGACACUAUGGGCACAUACCAUGGUAUGACACUGAAGUCUGUAACGGAGGGUGCGUCAGCUCGCAAGACUCAGACUCCCGCAGCACAGCCAGUACCCAGACCAGUUUCUCAAGCAAGACCUCCCCCGAAUCAGAAGAAAGGAUCUCGAACACCCAUUAUCAUAAUUCCUGCAGCUACCACUUCUUUAAUAAGCAUGCUUAAUGCAAAAGACCUUUUACAAGACCUGAAAUUUGUUCCAUCAGAUGAAAAGAAGAAACAGGGCUGCCAACGAGAAAAUGAAACUCUAAUACAGAGAAGAAAAGACCAGAUGCAACCAGGGGGCACUGCAAUUAGUGUUACAGUUCCUUAUAGAGUAGUUGACCAGCCCCUUAAACUUAUGCCUCAAGACUGGGACCGAGUUGUAGCAGUAUUUGUGCAAGGUCCUGCCUGGCAGUUCAAAGGUUGGCCAUGGCUUUUGCCUGAUGGAUCACCAGUUGACAUAUUUGCUAAAAUUAAAGCCUUCCAUCUUAAAUAUGAUGAAGUCCGUCUAGAUCCAAACGUUCAGAAAUGGGAUGUAACAGUAUUAGAACUCAGCUAUCACAAACGUCAUUUGGAUAGACCAGUGUUCUUACGGUUCUGGGAGACGUUGGAUAGGUACAUGGUAAAGCAUAAAUCCCACUUGAGAUUCUGAAUUACUUGGGUUUCCCCUUCUUCUGGAAAUCUGGAUUAAGAAGCAUGGAUAUACCUUGAUCUAAAGACUGAGAGUCAAGCUUUAUGAAUUUAUCAAAAACUUACAAACGAAGAAGGUCACAGAUCGAUCAAAGACCUCAUUUGAUGCUUUAUGCUUCAAAGGGAUGAUGCCUGUCAUUCAUAUAAGCAAACUUUUUUGGCUUAUACCUAUUUUUUUAAUAUUAGCCUUCUAGUCUGUAAUGGAAAUUGUAUAUUUUGAUAGAAGUUUUUUCUCCAUUGGUUAAACUAGCAUUACUUAAAAUUUGUUUCUUUAGAAAAUAAAAACAGGUUAUACAUGUGUGUAUAUUUAGAGGUUAUAAGGCUGCCUAAGCCAUCUUGCUUCUGAUUUUUCAUUGCUCUACUAUUCCUUUUAUUGAAAAUACUAUGUUAUGAAUGAUAUUAAAUUUUUAGUUUCUGGAACUUACAAAACCAAGCAAAGGGAUGUGACUAUUUUGAAUGAAUCAAAAUGUCAACCUGUAUGUAUACUAUAUCAAUACUUUUUAUUUAAAAAGGAAUAAUGAAAAAUCAAGAACAAUUCUUCAUCUUUGGUUGAACUGUUCAGCCUUUUCAAGACUUCUUUACUUAUAUUGAAUACAUUUAAUGAAUGUACAUUCUUCUCACUGACUUUGGUGAUUUUAAAACUUAGAAUGAUAUAUUUCUAUCUGUGAUAUAUUUCCACUUGAAAAAUCACAAAAACAGAUUAAAAACCUAAUAGCUAUAGUACUUUUUAUUUUGGGAGCUAGAGUAUGACUUGGUGGAAGGAAGUGUAUUAAUCCUACCGUAGUGAAAAUGAAACUUUGACGACUUUAUCUUUCCUCAUAAGUCCACCUCUCAUUCUUAACUUACUGGGUGUGGGGUUUAGAGUCUUCUCUUUCUAGGCAAGUUGAUCUUGGAGUCCUUAUCUUCCAUUAUCCCUAAAUAUUGAUAAAUUCUCCCAGGCACCAAAGAACACAUUUGCUUAAUUGUCUGAACAGAAACAAGAUAAAAACACUGGUAUUUUUAUGUGCAUAUUCAAUAUUGUAUGAAAUAUAAAACCUAUAUUUUAACUUAGUAAAAUAUUUUACUACGUCUCUACUUUAGACAGAGUGUUGCAUCCAAGAUACAAUGAAAGAGCAUUUUCCGUGAGUCUGAAUUUCACCUUUUACUGCUUAAAAGCAACUUGGAACCUUUACUCCCCUAAAGAAUUUCUGCCAUUAGAAUUGUUGCUGAUCAUUUUGUAUCAUUUUUACCCUGCCUUCCCUCCCAGUGUCUCUCUUAGCUAUAUCUGUCUGUAUAGACAGAUAUAUGUAAACAUUUAGCUCCUUAUGUUGACAUUACCUGGCCUCAUUUUGAAAUUUAAUGCUAUCAUAAAAAUGAGAAGCACUUAUUAUUUAUUUUUUAAGUAACCAUGAAAACUCCAUAUGGAAUUUGCUAGGUUUUUGAGAAGAAAGCCAGUCAGCAUUUAAAAUAGAUUUUAGGGUAUUUAUAAGGUUUGAAGAGAUCUUGCUCCCCCUCUUUCUUCUCUGCAUCCCCUCUUUUUGAAAAUAAAAGGAAACUCAAAUUUGUUCACAUUAGAAUAUCUCAGCAUAUAAAUCUGUUUUCAAAAUAAUGUAUUGUAUAAACGUUCUCCAUGAUGAAAUAGUCAAGAACUAGAAUCUGUAAUAUUUUAAAUGUAAGAUUACUUGUUAAGACUACUACAAGUGGACAUGAACUACCUUUCUAUAAAGAUUUUUAGUAUUUAUACUUAUGUCAUGUAUGAAAUUUACUUGAUACAGAGUGUGGUUAAAAUUGGGAACAUCUUUAAACAGGGUUUAUUUUUCUAUCUUGAAUUUGCCUUAUAUAUAUUCAAAGGCUUCUGGAAAUACAAUACUGUAAGGAACAUUAGGAAAAGUACAAAUAUGCUAUGCCAUGUCUUUUAAAAUCGGACCCUUACUAUGCACUUGUUUUAUUUUUUGGCAGUUCAGUCCCUUAUUUAGGUCUGUGUAAUUAAUUUUAAAGCUGUUAAUUCUAAAAAAAAAAAAAAAAGUCUUUUAGCCAUUCACUGUUUGCUCUCAUGACUCCAAGUCCUACAGGCAGCACCUAUCACAGUGCCUUGCACAUAGUAGGCAGUUAGUAAAUAUUUAUAUACAUGAACGAAUAAUGUAUUUUAAUGUAACUGAUUCAUUUCGAAAGUACUUUGACUAUACUUGGUUUUGGAGUUUGAAAUUUCAGAAUUACAGGGAAUGAAGAGGCAUAUGCAGAUAUUUUAAUGGAAAUGAAGUACACAUUGACAAACUUGACUUACCCAUGAGUUACUGUUAACAGGAGACCCCCUUGUCUUUUCCCACUGGUAAAGGGAAGCUCCAUUUAUAUAUUCCUGGAAUGUUCUUCUGAGUCAGGUAAGGGUGAGCAGCUUGUAGGUUUUGAUCAGCUCUCAGCCCUGACUGCACAUUAGAAUCAUUUGGGGGCCUUUUAAAAAUACCGUUGCCUGAAUCCCGAUUCUGAUUUAAUUUGUCUGGGACGAGACCUAGUUGUCAGUAUUUUUUAAAAGUUCUUCAGGUAAUUUUAUGUUCAGAAGAGAUUAAGAAUCACUGGUUAAAUUGUUUUGAAAAUAAUACCAGUAUUAAAUGUUAUGUUUUCUCCUUUUUCUUUCUUUUUUUUUUUUAUGGCCACCCUUUGCACUAGACCAUCUCCUGUUUCGGUGGCAUUGGCCUAAAGUUCCACAUGACAAGUUUUAUUUAUUUAAUAUAGGAGUAUUUUGCUGUUUAAUAUUUAAACAAUGUUUAAUAUAUUUCAUUAUAAACUAGUAUUAUAGUUUAUGAUUUGUUCCCCAUGUGUCCAUAUCCUUUACUGACUUUUUUUUUAACAGCAGCAUGACAACAAUUCAUACAAAAAUAACUAAUUCAUAAUGAGGAAAAUUUCAUAAUUUUUAAGGUAGAAGGAAGUAUUAGUUUCUUAUCUGCCAUGCAGAAUUAGAUAGUUUGCUUAUGAAAAGAAAGAAGCAUCUUUUUAAUUGGUCUACAUAGAAAAGUAAAAGUAAAUUAUUCAUUUAAAUAAAAUUCAUUAUCUAAUAAACAUUGAAGGAAAUAUUUUUCCUAAAUAAAAUUUUUUGUGACUCUUAACAAAAUUAAAGCGAUGACAUUGUUCUUUUUUUGGAAGGUGGGGAGUGGGUAUUUAGUUGCCAUGUUUCUUACUGUAUGACAGUAGUUCCAUUUUGUCAGUGUCAACAAUAGAAACGAUGAUAGGAUAUACGUACAUGGCCGGAAAUAAAGUACCACUUUGCCAGAUACUUAUCUAAGUCUUACUUGUUGAGCUACUUAGUUUAUAAAAUUGUGACCGUUAUAUUUUAUAAUAUUAAAAUUCAAUUACAAAAGCUGGUCAAAAUGAAGGAAAACAUAAAAAAAUAAAUAUAAUUACCUUGGCCUUAAUAUUGCUUGACAGAAUUUUUAUUAUUCAUUGGGUUUUAAUAUUCAACUGGUUAAUCGUAGCAUAUAAACUUUAGAAAUAAAGGGAGAAAUGACUGAAUUUGACUUAAGUGGAUUAGAAAUUUUGAAAUGCCAUGUCUUAUAUGUCCUGGCCUAUUCACUGCCACAUUUGGAUAUAUGUUGACCCCAGCAUGGUAUCUAUAUUAUGUUGGAAUAAUAACUAAGGGAAAAUUGGAAAUGUAUAAUAGAUGUAUAAAUAAUUUUAUUUCGUAAAUGCAUAAUAGGUAAUAAUACAGGUUAUUGAUCUGUUUGGGUUUAUAUGUAUUAUUUUAGGUAGUGUUUAUAAGAGUUUCUCGGGAGUUAUAAAUGUGUGCCAUUUAAAUGAGUAAAGCUAAUGAAAUAAACUAAUUUUAUCAAAAUUUAAAA
Pteropus alecto (black flying fox) is the source of this 5482-nucleotide messenger RNA. RefSeq names its product cell division cycle 73 (gene CDC73). Gene Ontology annotation, molecular function: RNA polymerase II complex binding. The transcript has 17 exons. The record is from RefSeq and is a predicted model, not a curated record. Bases 40 to 1635 code for a protein of 531 amino acids. Gene Ontology annotation, cellular component: Cdc73/Paf1 complex. Lineage: Eukaryota; Metazoa; Chordata; Mammalia; Chiroptera; Pteropodidae. Gene Ontology annotation, biological process: transcription elongation by RNA polymerase II; positive regulation of transcription elongation by RNA polymerase II.